AUGGCCGAAUCGAAGCCUGUUGUUUCCAAGGUGGAGUUGCCUUCGAAGAAAGGUGUGAUCAGAAUAGAAACGCAGAGCGGUUCAAGCAGAGAGGAAAGGGUUAAAAAGUUCAAGGAGGAGAAUCAAGUCCGAACAUCCGAAAGGACCAAAACACCAAAAAUACAGAAGGUUAUAUUCUUGCGCCGAGAUCACGAACAUUUCGUCAAGUACUAUGAGCCAAGAGUGGUAUCAUUGGGUCCUAUCCAUCAUGGAAAGGAAAAGUACCAGCUUGCAGAGACGUUCAAGAGUCAACUGGCAAACGAAUUUGUCAAAAAUAGCGAGAAGACUAUUGAAGAAAUAUGCCAAGUUGUUGAUGGGAAAAUUAAGGUACUCAGGGAGUGCUUCGAGGAGGAGGUGACGAAGAAGUAUAACGAUGUUGACCUUGCCUGGAUAUUGGUCGUCGACGGUUGCGUAAUCCUUCAAUACAUUGACCUGGCUAUUAAAGACAAGUUCAAAGAUUUGGAUAUAAAACACGACAUUGUAGCCUUUUGUCAACAGGAUUUGUUCUUGCUGGAGAACCAAGUUCCUUAUCGUCUCCUCGAGUUGUUGAUGAGCUCGAGCCCUAAGCCUGUGGGAGACGGGUUGAGGAAGUCGGUUGACAAAUUCAUUACAAGAAACCACCACAUGGUACUAAUGGACAAAAGCUCGGAUCCGCAAUCUGGGAAGCCACCAGAAAACCCGACCCAUCUUCUCCACCUUCUGAGGUCAAGUCUUCUGGGCAACGGAAAGGAAAAUGAGAAAACAGAAGGAGCCAGGGUGAUGAAAUGCAGAGUAAAUGAAUAA
Messenger RNA from Carya illinoinensis, 822 nucleotides. RefSeq names its product UPF0481 protein At3g47200-like. NCBI's taxonomy places the organism in Eukaryota, Viridiplantae, Streptophyta, Magnoliopsida, Fagales, Juglandaceae. The record is from RefSeq and is a predicted model, not a curated record. The transcript has 2 exons. Bases 1 to 822 code for a protein of 273 amino acids.